Molecule: messenger RNA, 7404 nt
Organism: Motacilla alba alba
Lineage: Eukaryota; Metazoa; Chordata; Aves; Passeriformes; Motacillidae
Gene: TIAL1
Product: TIA1 cytotoxic granule associated RNA binding protein like 1
Exons: 13
Coding region: 973-1722 (249 amino acids)
Molecular function (GO): mRNA binding; DNA binding
Source: RefSeq, a predicted model, not a curated record
GCCUGCGCAGAGCGCGGCUUCCUGAGCGUCUGGUGGCGGCCGCCAUUUUGUGGUGCCGCUUCCCUCUCCCGCUCGGGAUCUGCGGCCGCGGGACCUGGCGCGGGGGCGACGCGGAGCGGGGGGAGCCGGGGCCGCCCGCACCCUCCUCACCUUCCCUUCGCCUCCGUGCGCCGCCGAGCCCCUCCGGCGCUGCCCCCGGGCGCGGCUGCGGAGAGCGGCGCUCGCCCACCAUCAUGGAAGACGACGGGCAGCCCAGGACCCUCUAUGUAGGAAACCUGUCCAGAGAUGUGACUGAGGUUCUCAUACUUCAGUUAUUCAGCCAGAUUGGACCAUGCAAAAGCUGUAAAAUGAUAACAGAGCAUACAAGCAAUGACCCUUAUUGCUUUGUGGAAUUUUAUGAACACAGAGAUGCAGCUGCUGCAUUAGCUGCUAUGAAUGGGAGAAAAAUUUUGGGAAAGGAGGUCAAAGUAAACUGGGCAACAACACCAAGUAGCCAGAAAAAAGAUACAUCCAAUCACUUCCAUGUGUUCGUUGGGGAUUUAAGUCCAGAAAUAACAACAGAAGACAUCAAGUCAGCAUUUGCUCCUUUUGGUAAAAUAUCAAUUGCUCAUAAGAAUGGACAGGAUCUUGAAGGCUAACUGCAAGGAACUGUGCACACUGGAACUCAGUUGUAGAUUUUUUCUCAUUUCUAUUUAUUCUUAUUAUACAUUAUUUAUAUAUACAUAUUUUAGUAUUUACAUUUUAACAUUCUAUAUUCAGUGCAGUUCUAUAUUUCCAAUCAUUUUAACUUACUCACUAAAAUUUCUGUGUAAAUUUGUUGUUUUCGUACUGGUGUGCUUAGCAUUGUUGUUAGUUUUAUUCUCCUUUCUUAAAUUUCUGAAAAUGUCAAUUUUUCAAAAUUUACAGCUACCCAAACUCCAAAAUGAUGGUAGAGAAUUGACCAAGAAAAAUAAAGAAAUCUGUUAACAGGCCAUGGAUGCACGGGUAGUUAAAGAUAUGGCAACUGGAAAGUCAAAAGGCUAUGGUUUUGUAUCUUUUUAUAACAAACUGGAUGCAGAAAAUGCUAUUGUACACAUGGGAGGCCAGUGGUUGGGAGGCCGCCAGAUCAGAACUAACUGGGCAACAAGGAAACCACCAGCCCCUAAAAGUACACAAGAAAAUAAUACAAAACAGUUGAGAUUUGAAGAUGUAGUAAAUCAGUCAAGUCCAAAAAAUUGUACUGUGUACUGUGGAGGAAUUGCCUCGGGGCUAACAGAUCAGCUUAUGAGACAGACUUUUUCACCGUUUGGACAGAUUAUGGAAAUAAGGGUGUUUCCAGAGAAAGGUUACUCAUUUGUCAGGUUUUCAACCCAUGAAAGUGCAGCACAUGCUAUUGUUUCAGUUAAUGGAACCACAAUUGAAGGACAUGUUGUUAAAUGUUAUUGGGGUAAAGAGUCCCCUGAUAUGACAAAAAACUUCCAACAGGUGGAUUACAGUCAGUGGGGACAAUGGAGCCAAGUAUAUGGAAAUCCACAACAGUAUGGGCAAUAUAUGGCUAAUGGGUGGCAAGUACCAUCAUAUGGAAUGUAUGGCCAAGCAUGGAAUCAACAGGGUUUUGGAGUAGACCAAUCUCCAUCUGCUGCCUGGAUGGGUGGAUUUGGUGCUCAACCUGCCCAGGGACAAGGUGCUCCUGUAAUACCUAACCAAGCUGGAUAUGGUAUGGCAAGCUACCAAACGCAGUGAGCUGGGACUCUGUUUAAAAGUGUGUAUUUCAUGAUAGGCUGCAGUUUCCAGUGACAUUCUGAAGACUGGAAUGUAGACAAUGAAAAAAAAGAAAAUAUUUAUUUUAAAAAUGGAAAUGUUUGGAACCUUUAGCACAGCUUUGCUUUGGUGAAGGACACAAAUGUCUUCUAGUUCUGCCUUUUUAAGUUUUUGUUCAUGAUGGAUAUGAACAUGUUUUUCUUUGUGUACAAAAAUUGAAAAUAAAGUCAAUAAAGACAAUUCUGACUACAAAUUUUGAUAUAGUAGGAGAAAUGGCUAAUGAAUUUGAUCUUGAGGUUACCAUUCCUUUUUCUUUUUUUUUUGUUUUGUUUUGUCUUCAGUGUUUUAUAUCAUUGUGCUUUUAAGAGAAAUUACGUUGAAAAACAGGGAGUUGCUUUUAGUUGAACACACAUCCUGAAAUAAACUGUGGACCAAUCACUACAACCUGCGAGACAGUAUUGAGUUUUCAAGAAACCUAUGGACAUAGCUCAAAGUAUAUGUAGGUCUUGGAAUAAUUUUUUUAAAAGAUCUUUAAUUUUUCUACAUGCUUACAGAAAACAGCUGAUACAAUGAACAGUUCAGUCUGAAAUGAAAAACAGUACUGUCUGAGAAAUUUCACAUAACUUUUACUGUCCACAUUCAGGCACACGUUGAAACUUUUCAGAGCUGGUUUGCUUGUUAAAACUCUAGUAGUUUACAUUUAAUUUUGAGAAGUAAAAGUGUUUUUACAAGUAUGUUGUUUGUAUUCAAAUCAGACAGUCAUACUUGGGCUUUUACAUAAAGUUUGAAGGCUUCACAUUGUAAAUAUUUCAUAAUUACAGUGUUUCAAAAGCAUGCUCAAACAUAGAAGUAGCAAUGUAAUUAUUCAAAGUAAUACUUAAUAUACCCUACUGCUUUAAAUGCAGUAGAUUGACAAGAAUGUGCAAGACUGACAUUUCCAAAGUUGGCUAUUAUGUAAAGUUACAUAAAGAACUAUAACAAAGAGCCUUAAUUUUAAUUUCAUAAAUCUUUAAUGCAUCACCUUUUUGUCAUUAGAAAUACAAAUUUUUUGCUUUACAUUAUUUGGUAUGUAAAUACCUUGGUUAACAACCUUGUAAACCUAUUUCAAGGUUAUUAUAAGUUGUAUAGUAUCUUGAGUGUUUUGAAAAAUCUUGAUGUUUUUUAAGUCUAGAAAUAUUUUGCCCAAGAAUUUUUUAACAAGAUUGUUAAAAACAUCUUAUUUUAGAGACUAUUCAAUGUGCCAUUUGGUAAAUGGAGAUGCAGUUGAAACAGUACACUGAGUUGUGACUUAUUUUUAAUUAAAGUUUUUGUCUUUAUGGAUGGUUUGCAUGUGAUGAACUUGUACAGAGGCUGGGUUGUUUGUGUACUGAGUGUGUAAAUGGAUAAAUCAUGGAGAUGUUUAAAUGGUAUACUUGGGUUAUUUCUGAAUUAUUUUAUGGAUACAUUGAUAUAAACUGCCUCAAUAAAUUUGAAGUUGAAAAUGAAUGUAAGUUAGAUAUAAGUAAUGUGUCCUCCCUGUGACAGCUAGAGGGUGCAAAUGCCUCAGCUGUCAUCUGGAAUGCUGAGGCAGGCACGCUUGGAAGGGAAAGAGUAGGAUUUGCAGUGGUAGCUCAGCGAAGCAAACUUGCAUUUUAAAAGAAACAGAAAAUUUGGUUUUUAGAGAUGGUAGUUCUAAGUGAGUGUCUGAGAAGCUGUGUAUUUUCUCUUUUCUGUUUCUGGCCGUGCAGGUGUUGCGAGGUAGAGUAGUCUGUUUUGAAAUGGAGAUUUGCAGUUGUGUUAAACCCAGCCAGGUUGUGCAGAUAACUACACUUGUUGCUGUAGCAAAUCACAUGAGGGUUUUCUUUCCUCCUCUUUUAUUGAUGUGUGAAGUAGUACCUUGGCUUUUAGAUCAGGUUGAGAGUGAGAUGUGCUGCAAGAGCAGUUUAGUCAGUUGGCUCAGCUGCACCAGAGGUACUUGUGACUCUGGGCAUCUAAUGCAUGCAAUAAUGACUGAGGUUAGUGCGGAACCACGAGUGCUCGUGCUGGCAGAAUUGGCCCUUUAUCUCCUUUUCUCCUUUCUGGUGUAUGUAGUGUCUUUCCACUCAAGAUAGGAAUCUUGCCUACAGGACUCUUGUUUUUCUAUACGUUUUGUACAUAUGUGUAUAUCUACGCGAGGAUCGGCCUAUACAUUGUAGUUUGGAAAAACCUCACAAGUAAGUCUGUGUUUUUGUUACACUCAGCCGGUUUAAAAAGUCACGAGUCAGUAGAGAUACGAAUUGUGAGUUCCUUUAGGAUUUCUUAGGCUUCACUUGAAAUCUGGGGUUUCUACAUCCUUCUAGGUGUUUGCCAUAUGGCUGUUCUGGGUGCAUGCUGGUGUGGAGGCAGUUUGUUCUUUAGGCGCUACUGAAGAUUUAGAUGAUGCAAGUACAUUGCCACAUAAAUGCCCAUAUAAAUGGGUGUGAGAUUAAGGCAGUGAUCUUUCAGGUCUCAAUGUGUAGAUCACUUUAAAUCUGAUUAUUUAAUAUUGCCUGCUGUAGAGCUGGGCCAUACCUGACCUGUAUUUCAGGAUGAAAGAUAGGAUAUACCUUCUGAUUUAAGUCUUUUGUCAUUGAUUUUUAUACAGCUUUUCUGUAAUGGUGAUAUUUCUUCGCAGACUGCUCAAGGUGUGGGGGUCUCCAGUGUCCUUUAAUGUUUCUCUAGCACUGCGAGGAGGAGUUGUAAAUUAGAUUGCUUUUUACUCAGUAGCAUUCAUAAAUGCAUCACUGACAAUUUUUUGGCACCAAAGAGCCUCUUGCACCAUACUGCUUUUAUGAGUGACACUUACACUGUUGUAAUUUCUCUAACUACAGAAAUCGACCACUACCUAACCCUUACCACUAGAAUUUGGGUUUCAGAAACACUGAUUUAUUAUGGCUUAAGUUGAUGCGUGCAACCUAAACCAAGGUUGUAAUCUGCUUUUGCAGAAAAAUGUUCAAUAAAAGUGGAACAUGAUAAAGGGCUUAUCCUGUAUUUGUCAUCUGUCAAAGCAUUGUCCCUCUUUGCUGUUAAACUGACAACAGGCAGACAAGGCUGAACUUGUAAACUAUGCACUUGCAACCAUGUAAAAGAUGUUUUAUUUAAAAAUUUUUCCUACAAAAUCAUUUUGUAUUUUGCGGAGUUGCAGUAGUAAGGCUGUAAAUCGAAGGUUACAUGUAGCUUCUCAUCAAUCCUGCCUCCUUGUGUAUAUUUGCUAACAGUUUUUAGACAUACUCUUCCUGCAGAACCUUCUUCUUACUAAGAUAACUUCAUGAGAAGCGAUUCACUGUACCAGAACAUUGCCUUCAUUUCACUCAAAAAAGUCUCACAGUGAAUAAGGCUUAGUUUUGCAGAAAAAUAGUGAUUUGUUUUUCUUGUGUUUGUACACAAGGAAGCAGACUUAAACUGUAUGGACAUGAUUAGUGUCUGAUACUUCUUAAUUAUCUGACUGUUUUUGAACAAGGGCACAAGUGUUUGUUUUAAUCACGUGAAACUGUUUCCUGGUCAGCAAUAAAAGAUUUUGUUGCACUGUUCUUACAUUGCAAGAUACAGGCAAUCUUUUGUUCAGUAUACUUCCAAAAAAUGGAUGGGGUUUGUGAAGAACUGCCUUGUUCCAGCUUGAAUUUUCAUAUGUAGAUAUAAUCUGGGAUCUGGAUUGUGGCUGUAAGAGCAAAAGAAAGUUCUCUUGAAAGUUGAGUGAGAAUUCAUUUGUUCUGAUCACAUGUGGUGCCUAUCCCACAUUGAUAAAUUUAAGGGUUUCACUGUGUAAUGAAAUUUCUGUUCAGAAAAAGGCAACUGCAAGGCAGUAACUUCUGGGAAGAUCUUUGUCGUGUUUCAUUUCAGCUGACUUCUAUGAAUCCAGUUGAUUGUUUAAAAAAAAAACCUUAAAAGUUGUUGUGUUUUUCAGUAUCACAUGGAUAAAAUCCCAUCCUGCUGUACCAUAAUUUCAAAUCAAAGAAAAUGCUGAAGUGUUUACUGAAUGUUUUACUUGAAAAAGAAACAGGACUUCAUGUUGACAAGUGAACACUGAUUGUGUUGUCCUUCUGAGGCUGUGUGCUGAUGUAGAUCAUGGAUGUGUGAAUGACAUGCUCUGCUCACUGACAUUUCAAGGGUAAUGACUCAGAACGUUAAUUUGACAUCAGUAAUGAUUAUUUGAAUACAAGUUAUUCUUGCUUAAAUACACAGCUCCCUAUGCUUUGAUUAAAGCUGAUCUGAAUCUUACUGGUUAUUAAAGUAUUCUUGAUAUGCUGUGGAAAGAAACAUGGCUUUGCCUUCUAUCUUAGUGUUGAAGCUGUCAAUAAGACAUCAGAGUUGCACAGACUGUUUUUUGUUUAGAAGAAAAACACUUAAUGGAUUUGUCAAGGAAUUCAUUGUAAACUGACUUUUCUGUACUGAUGGGUGAUGGUGUUUGCAUGUUUCCCUUCUGAAAGAGUGGCUCAGUUACCAUUCCUUGCAUGAACCUGGCUCUCACAGAUCCCAGACUCUCAGCAGCUGUCAUUCCCAGCUGCUGGUGUGGAAGGGAGGAGGAGGAAGGGGAAAGAUGGUGAGAGUCGGUGGUACAGCCCAGUGUGCCUGGUGCAGCAGUGCCAAGGCAGACUGUCAAACACAUUUAAGAUCUCAACAGGUUCACACAGACACUGGAGCAGUACCCCAAGGGUUGUGACCAUUCAGACACAAACUUGCUUUAUCUGCUUGCUUAAAAUAAUGUGGCUUUAAAAUUACAAAAGUAGAAACCACAUAACCUCUUUGGUUCCUCAGAAAAUAGGUGCAUAUUAAACAGCCAGCCUACAACACUGAAGGUGACUAAACAAAGAAGGAAAUUGUGUUAAGCAUCUGAAUUUGUAGACUUUUGCUUAAUGUAGACCUCUUAGCUUGGCAUUCUGUUGCGUGUCUAUAUUGACCUUUUUGUUUUUAUAAUUGAAGUAGUUUCAGAUAUCCACAGCUGCUUGUUGAACAUCUUCCCAUGCUUGACAGCUUCUGGAACGGGGAUGGAUAAGAACUGAAUAAGAAUUGUAGGUCUACCACAUGAAACACUGGAUAAUGCUCCCAUUUCCUGGAUGGAAAUUGACUUACUAGAGCCAACUCUGUAAAAGUGUAAAUAUCACAGGGGAUGAUGAAAAGCUGCUGUCCUCCAUCUGAGUAGCUAGUUCUUUGACCUUAAUAAAUGGGGAAUUAUUACUGGGCUGCUGUUCCAUGAAAAAUGCUCUUUGUGGAUUUUUUGUUCUUUCAAUGGGGCAGAUCUUUUACACUCCACAAAUGAUUUGUUUCCUUUCAUGCUGGGUUGUCAAGUGUGAUGGGAAAGACUAAUUGAUAAUAUUUAUUGUUUAUUCUAAAUCUUCCAACUCAGGUACUGACUGAGGGGAAAAUUACCCUCUUAGUUAUUAACAGGACUGUUUAAUUUAACAGGACUAUUUACUUUUGCAAUAUACCUUUGUAGAACCAUUUCUGCUUGAGUUUUCCUUGCACCAGAAAGCACAAGGAGUCUACACAAAUAGACCUUGGACUCAACUGCUUCGAGCUGCACUUCCAUCCUACAGCUGCUGCACCAGAUCUCAUUGCACAGUCAAAGGCUGGAAAUAUUUUUGCCUUGCUCCUUUCUUUGGUAAAUUGCAAAGCUUGUGUUCUGUACAGAAUAAAUCUCUUCUGUAUAUUUGCAAAUACUCAGAGAAA